Molecule: messenger RNA, 1105 nt
Organism: Truncatella angustata
Lineage: Eukaryota; Fungi; Ascomycota; Sordariomycetes; Amphisphaeriales; Sporocadaceae
Exons: 1
Coding region: 303-1013 (236 amino acids)
Source: RefSeq, a predicted model, not a curated record
CAUAGACUUUGUUUAAAUUGGACUAAGCUCAAAUUCUUCCGUGGCAGUGUAGGACAAAGGCCUUCUGUUGUUUGUACCAUUAUGUUUCAUUCUAGCUAAGGAGGGAUGAAUUGCUUUGUACCCUGAGGUAGCUAAAUAGACAGAACGACGCAUCCCAGCUUCUGUGGAACGUUCUUCAGGCCAAGACAUUGACUCAACCUAUUGCAACGAGUAAGUUCAGUAUAGAACCCAGUAACCCGCACACUCACUGCACACAUUCAGAAAGGCAAGAAAUCGAAGUAAACCUCAUCCUACUACCGAUAAUGUUAUCUCGAUCCAACUCGAUCUCCUCGAUACGUUCCGUACGUUCUGUCAGAGGUGCAGGAAAGAGCAAGAUCACGACAUAUGCUUGCAAGCAUGAACUCACCGCCAGCCGCUUGAACACCGCUAUGGCAGGCUUCCCCAUAGAAGUCAAGACGAGAAAGUGUCCCGACUGCCAGACCAUGACGCCCGAUGGAGCCCUGAUCUUGCUAGAAGCCAUCCGGAAGCGCUCCUCCGCUACCCUGCAGAAAGCAGACGACGCCACCAAGCGCAAGUUGGCGGAAUGCCUGUUCGAACGACUCGCUGACCGGCGCCGCGGUUUGCUCAAGGAGGACUGGGACGAGAUCUCGCUCUCCUGGGCCACGUUCUGCUACCUUCACGUCCCCAUCGCCGAGCUCAAGAACGUGUGCGCGACAAUCAAGACGCGCUACGGUGCGGGCGUGGACAAGCAGACCCUCCAGACGCUCGGCAGGGCGGCCUGCGUCGAGGAGAACGUGUGGGAGGCUUUCGAGCCGAGGGACACGCCCAUGUUCUCCACUGCCAAUCAUGUCGUCGCGGAUCUCAGGAUACGACACGGACAGAUCGACCGCUUUGGUCAUGUGGAAGACAUAUUCUUUGCAGCGAAGGAGCUAGGUGUCCUUUGCGACACGACGGUCGUAGUGUAUAAUAAGGUCUCACAGCGUUUGAAUCGAUGGGGUGCUGCUCAUAAGUAGGCAAUAGAGGCUGCUAGAUUGUGGAUUGUGGAUUGUUAUGUCAAUACAAGUAGAGUUGAGAAGAGUCGCUCAUUUCGGCUAGCCAGUAAUUU